UAGAAAAGACAAUGUUGUUUUAGGAGCUACGACGAAUGUCCCUUGAACAUAACUGUUUUGGACUUUUUAUACAAUUUCACUGUGCCUGAUUUGGAAAUAACAUGGCCAUGCGAAGCACGCUUUUAUUGGUUGUCGUUGCAACCAUUUGUUAAAUUCGUAAGAUUUUUACUCAGCUAUGGGACUCCAUUUAUUAUAAUCGUUGGUAAGAAGGUAGCAAAUUGUAAUUGACAUAAUAUGAAGGAUAAAUCAUCGUCUAACGUCGUAAAAGUUAUAUUACAUUGUACAGGGAUUAUAUUAAAUACCAUAUCCUUUGCAAUAUUGAAUACGCCAGUGUCGUCCGACUCGAGCUUAUCGUUAUAUCUAAAGGUCCUUGCUAUAUCCGACAAUGGUGCAUUGAUAUUUAAUUAUGCAGUAGGUUUAGCGAAAUCACAUUUUACAUUUGUCAAUGAUCUUUUCAUGAACAGUCAAUUUCUCUGCGACACAAAUUCCAUAACAAUGGAACUUUUUCAAUUUACGUCCACUUGGUUGGUCGUAUCGCUCACAUGGGCUCGCGUCAUAGCGAUUAUUUUCCCAUUUGGGGCACAUAAUAGUAAUCCUGAACGUUCCGCGAUUAUAAGUAUUACUACUCUGGCAUGUGUCAGCUUUGUAAUAUCGUUAACAAAGUUAUAUUCUGGAGGAUAUGAAAUGGACAGUGUUUUUGAAUUUAUACCAUGCCAAAAGAAAAUCAAACCUUGGGGUAGCGCUAUGUAUUUUUAUAUUGCAUUGUCAACAUGGUUACCAUUAAUUUUUAUAUUUAUUGGCAACGCGUUGUUAGUUGCACAUAUGAAAAAAUUGGAUACACUUCGCAGACAAUUAACCCGCAGUUUCUCUCAAAAGAUCAAUAAAACGAAUAAAACGAGCAGAACUUUACUGGCAGUCUCAAUGGUAUAUUUAAUUUUGCUAUUACCACUUGGAAUAGUUGAAACUUUAGAGCUCUACUGGGACGUGAUAUUGAUCAAAUAUCCAGAAAGGAAUAUGAAGGAAAACAAGGAUUAUAUAAAUUGGUUAGAAGAGAAAAUGUUGUUAAAGUGGUGUCGUGGACUGUUCUUUCACAUAUAUCAUUGGAAUUUUGCAAGUAAUUUCUUUUUGUAUUGUCUUACGGGGGAAAAGUUUCGAGGGGUUUUGAUAGAAAAAUUAAAGAAUUGCAAAGUCACAUUAACUUCGAAAAUAUCGCCAAAGCGUCUUCGAUGGUGCAAUAGCGACGAUCGAUUAAAAUCGAUACGAACUCCGAGUAUAUUACUUAUCAAAGUUGUCACGUUCGAUGAAUCUUCCAUUAAUGAUAACGUUACUGGCCAACAUAAUAAUAAUGACGUUUCAUCGAUCACCUGAUCUUGACUAGUCGAAUUGAAAUAUUUCUAGUUCAACGAUCAAAGACUGCCAUAACUGAGAACUGAAGAUAAUUAUUUCAAUGAUUAGCUCCAAAUCCAAUGUGUGUUCUAUUUAGAUUAAUAGUGAUAUGUAAUACAAGAUACAAGUGAUUAUUUCACGAUAUGGACAAUUUAUUUCCAUUAUUAUUUUAUUUUUACAUGAGAAAUUUCUAUACGAAUGUAGUAAAAUAUCACAAUAUAUGUCGUCAUUAUUUAAUUUUUAACAUCGAUUUAUGGAUUAUGUUGAAGAUACGUUAAUUUUACAUUAUCACCCUAGCAGAUAUUCCUAAUCUUUUUUUUUGUCGUAACUAAUUCGGCAAAGAAAAUUUCUGGUCCCGAUGUAGAUUCCUAAACUGGAUACGUUCUUCUUUUCUUUUUUUCUUUUUACAUUGGAGCUAUUAAGAAAAAGAAAAAAAAAAAAAAAAAAAAAAGGGGAAAGAAAGAAAAAAAGAAAAUGGCAAUUUCGUAUCCGUUAUAUCAUAACUUGAUAAUUUAAUACCUGGUGAUUUUAAUUAAUAUUUUCACAUCGUUUAAUUAUAUUGACAUUAUAUACCGUUGUUAUUUACUAUAUAGUUGAUUACAAUUAAUUACUUGCAGAAUAUUAUUCUUCCUGUUUUAUAUACUGAAAUAAAUAAAACAUGAAAUUCAUAAAGACUAUGUAUUCUACUCGUAUAUACCUAACUGGUAUCACUCUUUGUCUGGUAACUGAAGUAAAACAAAUUUC
Vespa velutina is the source of this 2130-nucleotide messenger RNA. RefSeq lists its product as uncharacterized. Gene Ontology annotation, biological process: G protein-coupled receptor signaling pathway. The record is from RefSeq and is a predicted model, not a curated record. The transcript has 5 exons. Gene Ontology annotation, molecular function: G protein-coupled receptor activity. The coding region runs from base 235 to 1368 and encodes 377 amino acids. Gene Ontology annotation, cellular component: plasma membrane. Lineage: Eukaryota; Metazoa; Arthropoda; Insecta; Hymenoptera; Vespidae.